Messenger RNA from Diaporthe batatas, 399 nucleotides. RefSeq lists its product as uncharacterized. The transcript is spliced from 2 exons. Lineage: Eukaryota; Fungi; Ascomycota; Sordariomycetes; Diaporthales; Diaporthaceae. The record is from RefSeq and is a predicted model, not a curated record. Bases 1 to 399 code for a protein of 132 amino acids.
AUGCAGCUCACCUCCACCCUCGCCUCCCUGCUCCUCGCCGCGGUCACCACCGGUGUCCAGGCCCUCCCCGGCUCCCCCGUCGAGGAGCGCCAAGCGGUCGGGACGAUACACGUCAGGUAUUGGAGUGACAACGGCUGUGGCGCGACACCAGGUAGUGUUGUGGUUGGGGAAGACAUCUGGGUCCAGGAUCCCGUCGGCAGGUGCAUCGACAUCAACGUCGGGCGAGACUUUGGCUCCACGCAGAUUGUCACCAACCUCGCGACUCACACUGCCCGCGCAUACCGCCUGGACAACUGCGCCGAGACCGGUCCGAACGCCAACUAUUUCGAUGUCAUUAAUGCACCGAAUCAGCCUCGCUGCUUCCAUCAGCAGGAUGUCGAGUCGGUGAAGUUUCUUUGA